Molecule: messenger RNA, 1167 nt
Organism: Symbiodinium natans
Lineage: Eukaryota; Dinophyceae; Suessiales; Symbiodiniaceae
Source: the annotation of a GenBank genome assembly
AUGGCUGGCCAGAAUGGCGGAAUUUGCCUUGUGACAGCUUGGCACAAGGCUGUGGGGGCAACGAAGUUUGAGCAGCGGAAGGCCAGGAUCCUGGCGGUGUGGCCACAGCCCUGGUCUGCACUGACGUACGAGACUGCCUCGGUCUCCGUGACGCUCGGGGAGCAGCUUCCUGUGAUCAAGCUGGUUCCACCUGCCGGAGAAGGGCUCCUGAAGCCCUCGUUCUUCAAAGCCUCUUGCUCAUCUACGCCUGCACUCAACAACGCCUUCGAUGACCUGCUGGGCUUUGGGUUGGUCGAGGGCUAUUCCGUCUUUGAGGUCGCUGCAGACGGCUCCAUCUCCAUCACCCCGGAUCCUGGGCUUUCGGCAGUGUUUGACACGAUGGCGAGCACGGGAUCUUCUCGAAAGACGAUUUCCCUGAGCUGCUCUGUGUGGGGGGCGUUUCCAGACCCAUCACUUCAACCAAUCAAGGCUUCUUUGAGCAUUGAAGUUCUGGACAACAUCUGCUGGGUCGCGAAGAGCGUCGCCGAUCUUUACGAGCCUGCAUCAGCGACGUCUGAGGCUGCCUGCCGGGCCGACUGCCGUAGGGACGCAGGCUGUGCAGCGUACCGCUGGGUCGGCGAAUGCAGACGAUACUACAACACGGCAACGCCUGGCACGACUGUGACGGCGAUAGCCAAGGUGACCGACUGCACUGCAGAGUCUGCCUGCAUGGAGUUGACGAGUCCUACCUGGUACAUGGCUGGAAUCUACUGCCCUGUUGCGCCAGACAUCUUCCACAAGAGCAUCCUCUACCGUAAGGACGGCUUGACGCCAGAGGAGACCAUCCACAUGACGAAAUAUCUUGCGGCGGUUGACAUGGCAGCCUCUGGGGGUACCAUUGUGGAUGCCAUCUGCGGCGAUGGUGAUUGGAGCCUUGACUGCAAGGCGUUUCCUGAUCAUCGGGUCAUCUCCGUGUUGACCCAGGGCAUUCAGCGUGCAGCCAAGAUAAAUUCUGCACCAGCUGGCAGCGAGCAGCACGUACAGCAGCCCACCGACAAAUUGAUGCAGACUCCGGGCAGGUGGACCUGCGAGGCAGUUUUCUGCUGUGCGUCGGGCGCCUAUGCCUUUUGCACAGGGAAGAAAGCGCUCCUCUUCCUCCUCCUCUUCUUCUCCUCCCUCUUGCGAUAA